AUGACGCCUGAAGUCAUUAAAGUCUGGCUCAUUUCAACGACCACUGGUGAAAUUCUGGCAGAGACUUCUUUAGAGUACUAUCGAGUACUGUAUGUGCGAAAAAAUUUAGGUGGAAAGCCUGGAGCCUGUGGUAGUGGACAAAGGGAAGAUGGAGGCAAUGAUGGUGGAGCCAGUGGAGGUGGGGCUAGUGGAGGUAGAGCCAGUGGAGGCAGAAGCAGUGGAGGUGGAAGUAGUGGAGAAGGGGCCAGUGGUAGUGGAGUCAGUGGAGAUGGGACUGGUGGAACGGGAGCAGGUGGAUGUGGAGGAAAGGGAUGUGGAACCUAUGGAGGUGGAGCUACUGGAUGUCAAUACAGAAUAGAAGCUUCUCAACUGGGCUCAGAUGUGGUGUCGAAGUUGUGUGAGCUUAUACAAAAGUGCAGUGUGGGUAUCCAGAGGCAGGAACCAUCUGCCACACAAAAUAAAGCAUGUACUGAAGCUGAGGAGGAUUUGGAAGAUGAUCAACUGUCAUGCACUCAGGAAAGUAAUGAAAACUACUUUGCUGACACAGAGGAUUGCUCAAGUGUUUCAUCUGAAACUGAUAGUGCUUUGUCUGAUUCAGAAAGCUGGGAUGAAUCUUUAAGUGAUUCUCCACUUUCAUUCCCCUGGGUGAAUUCUAGAUCAAGCAAAUCUCAAGAAGCCAUUCCUGAAACAGAAUCAACUCAACAUUCACGCGAAGCUGUUUACAGUAAACUUAAUGUGAGCCAUGAAAUCCAAGAACUAAUGACAGAGGGCUUCACUAGUGAGGAUAGCAUUGGUAACAAUAAUUAUGUUGGAAGUGGUGUUUGUCACAAGUGGAACACAUCUUUACCAGAGUCGAAAAAGACUGAAGAAAAUUGUGAAAAAGAUGACCACAAUAAAAUGCAGGAUUCAAGUCAGGAAUGGGCUUUCUUUUCCGAAGGAAGAACCUCACAUAUUCAGUUAGCAUCACAUGACAAUACCCCACUGCUUUGUCUUGAUGCUCUUGAUCUUAUUGUGGAGAAUGAAGAAAGCCAGUACCAAGAUAAUGAACUUUUUGAGGCACCUCACGCAGAAAAUGCUAAACCAAAAGAUUCAGAAUCAAUUCUUUCUGUAACUUCAAACCAGCAAUCAGCAACACAUGCUGGACCAACUACUCAAUCUCAGGCAGCUCAAUCUCCUGUAAGCAACCCUUUAUGGAAUGGAGACAGCCAAUUAAACAUGGCCCCUCCGCAGUGUAGUGAUGAGGAAAUACACUCAGGUCAGGAAUGGGAAGAAUCAGGGGAAGGUCUCGCCAGUUGGUUUGAUCUUUGUGAGAAUGAAGAUGCUGGAAAGAAUGAGCAUUCAAAAUGGGAAAUGCCAUCUAUUGAACCAAAUAAGACUGAUGGAGGUGUGGAGAGAGAUGUCUUUGAUUCAGAGGAAGAUUUAAGCAGAGAACAGGGGCUCCUUUCUGAACAAAGGAACUUGCGUAUUCGCCUAUCAUUACCAGUUGUUACCCCUGUGUGCGGUUUUGGGAUUCCUCAUCCAUUUGUAUAUCCUUUCAUGAUGUUUCACAAGGACAUUCCACUCUUUAUGGCUGCAAGAUAUGGUCACACUGAUAUUGUAAGGUUGCUCUUAGAGAACGGAACUGAUGUCUACAAGGGAAGAGGGGAAACUCCACUCUCAUGGGCUGCAAGAAAUGGUCAGACUAAUAUUGUAAGGUUGCUCAUAGAGAACGGAGCUGAUGUCAACAAAGGAAGAGGGGACACUCCACUCUCUGGGGCUGCAAGAUAUGGUCACACUGAUAUUGACACUCCACUCCUUAAGGCUGCAAUAUAUGGUCACACUGAUAUUGACACUCCACUCUCUGGGGCUGCAAGAUAUGGUCACACUGAUAUUGACACUCCACUCCUUAAGGCUGCAAGAUAUGGUCACACUGAUAUUUUAAGGUUGCUCUUAGAGAACGGAGCUGAUGUCAACGAGGGAAGAGGGGAAACUCCACUCUCAUGGGCUGCAAGAAAUGGUCAGACUAAUAUUGUAAGGUUGCUCAUAGAGAACGGAGCUGAUGUCAACAAAGGAAGAGGGGACACUCCACUCUCUGGGGCUGCAAGAUAUGGUCACACUGAUAUUGUAAGGUUGCUCAUAGAGAAGGGAGCUGAUGUCAACAAGGACACUCCACUCCUUAAGGCUGCAAGAUAUGGUCACACUGAUAUUGUAAGGUUGCUCUUAGAGAACGGAGCUGAUGUCAACGAGGGAAGAGGGGACAUUCCACUCUUUAUGGCUGCAAGAUAUGGUCACACUGCUAUUGUAAGGUUGCUCUUAGAGAACGGAACUGAUGUCUACAAGGGAAGAGGGGAAACUCCACUCUCAUGGGCUGCAAGAAAUGGUCAGACUAAUAUUAUAAGGUUGCUCAUAGAGAACGGAGCUGAUGUCAACAAAGGAAGAGGGUUUUAUAGCUUGAAUCCACUCCAACAGGCUUUGGAAAUUGGUCACAGUGAUAUUGUUAAGUUGCUUGUGGAUAAUGGAGCUGAUUUCAAUGUAGCAACCUUGUUUGACACUAUGAUGAUGAAGCUGUUUGAAGAGAGCCUGCGUAGAAAGUUCGAAGCUGAUGCCAGGGAUACUAAACUAUCACUUGAAAGAGAGUUAGAUAUACAGCUGAGAGGGAAGAAGAUAGCAAGUUUGCCUAAAAGGCUAGGAAAGAAGUUGAAAACACAAACAGAGAUGACUAGUCCGAGAGACAUCGUUGAAGAAGGCAAAUGUGGAAAAGACUCGAUGACAGAUGUCGAGCUUGGCUUAAACUGUUUACAUCUCAGCCCGAGAUGUGUUCAGUUUAAGCCUUUCAUUAUGGAAGAAUCGCCUGAUGAUUCUUCCAUAAUGCAUCAUAAUUUUAAAACUAUAAACAGACGUAUGGACAGAGUGACAUUAACAGAUGUAGGCAAUGCUAAACAAGAUCAUUGCGUUGUUGUUGAAAAAGCAAAAACUCACCCUAAUGGUGAUACUAUCAUAAUUUAUGGAAGGAAGAUCAAUGAAGAAGGAUCCGGCGUGGGUGACGCUUUUCAACUGGCGAAUAAGGAUCCCAAAGAUACUUGGGAGGAUGAAGAAAUGAUAGCUGAAAAUGUUCAAAUUGGUUCAGUCGUCAAAUACGUUCAAGUAGGAGAUGAGUUCCUCUUUCAAGGGAACACUAAACGUCCGCGAUGGGAUAAGGAUAGGAUUUUCCUGGGCCUCAGCUGUACUGAUGGCGCUCACAGAGGCAUUGGGAAUGCUUUUCCUAACUCCAAACGUAUAGAGAAAGAUCGUUAUGAAGGCUGUACACCUAAGGAGACAUCGUACUUCAUUAGCCUGAAAUGUGGUGUGGUUGAAAAUGACAGAAUUUCAGUCAUCACUAAGCUUGGAGAACUCUUCAAUCUCAAGCUGAAUUGCAGAGAAGAUGUUAUCCUACCUUUAUCUCCUUCUACACUGGAACUGAGUCAUGUGGAAGAUAACAAAGAUGUUGUGGAUGGGGGAGACGAGCCUAAAGAAAAAUCAGUCGAAGCGGAGAAUCCUGAAGCUGAUCCUGAGGAAAAAGACGAUGAAAAUGGAAACACUUUUUGAGUCCCGGUAAAUAUCAAGUUUAAUUAUUUGACCGGAUACAUGGAAUAAAGAAAAAACAUUACUGACGCCAAAAGGCGAUAUUUUGUAAUGUGGAUUGCUAAACAUUAGACUUAUCGUCAGAGAACACAAUUUUAAGAUUAUUGAAAUAACUGUUGCUGUUUUU
This is a messenger RNA of Pocillopora verrucosa, 3727 nucleotides long. The record is from RefSeq and is a predicted model, not a curated record. NCBI's taxonomy places the organism in Eukaryota, Metazoa, Cnidaria, Anthozoa, Scleractinia, Pocilloporidae.